Messenger RNA from Leguminivora glycinivorella, 2181 nucleotides. RefSeq lists its product as uncharacterized. The transcript is spliced from 3 exons. Bases 1 to 2181 code for a protein of 726 amino acids. The record is from RefSeq and is a predicted model, not a curated record. Lineage: Eukaryota; Metazoa; Arthropoda; Insecta; Lepidoptera; Tortricidae.
AUGGUCGCUCCGGGACUCGACAGAGAAAACCAAGUUUGGCUUCGCAAGCCACAUCAGAGCGUUCCAUGCUUCGGAUCAAUAACCGUUGGAGGAGUCGCCGUCGCCGGACACGGCGAGGAGGACUAUAUAGCAAAAAUCGUAAAGUAUUAUUCAGAAGCGCCAAACCUGGUGGCGACUAAAAAGGAUGUGCUAGCUGCUGUAAUGUCUUUCAAGAAUGGCUCCGCCGGUGGCCUCGACGGCCUCUCUCCACAACAUUUUAAAGACCUGUUAUGCGGCGCCACUGGUGACGCCGGCGACCAGCUCUUGGAGGACAUUACGCAGCUGCCACUGCAACUCGGUUUCGGCAGCAAAGGCGGCUGUGAAGCUGCAGUUCAUGCUGCACGCGCCUUUGCUGGAAACGAUGAUUGUGAGGUGUUGCUGAAGGUGGAUGUCAAGAACGCUUUUAAUUCCUUAGAUAGAGGGGUUCUUCUCAAACAAGUUCAAGAAGCUACACCCAUGAUCUAUAAAUAUUUGUGGCAGUGCUACCAUCAGCCCUCGCACUUAGUAUUCAAGUCCCAUCGCUUAUCAUCUGCGGUUGGGUGCCAGCAGGGUGAUCCUCUUGGACCAGCCAUUUUCAGUCUCGCCAUCCACCCAACCAUCUCAAAUCUAAAUUCAAAAUUCAACUCAUGGUAUCUCGACGAUGGGACCCUAGGAGGAGAUUGGAAAACAGUUUUGGACGACCUGCGAACGCUUACAGAUUCUUUUACCUCGUUAGGUCUUGAGCUAAAUUUCUCCAAAUGCGAGUUAUUUAUCAACAGACCCUUCCCAUCGAACGAAAUUCAAAAUUUAAUAUCCUAUUUUAAUGCCCUGGCCCCUAACAUUAAAAUAAUAGACAAAACAUCUUUGAGACUCCUAGGUGCUCCCAUCUUCCCUGAAUCAAUUCCACAACUCAUUGAUGAACAUCUCAACAUUCAUAAAGCUUAUUCGGACCGCCUUCUAAAAAUCAGUGCACACAUGGCAUUAACCAUCAUUAAGUUUUGCCUCUUUGUUCCGAAGUUCACUUACAUACUCAGGUGUAGUCCUGUUUGGAAACAUCCUCACCUCAUCGAACCACUGGACUCCAUUUUGAAAACCACCCUUUCAUCCAUAUUAAACAUUCACCUAGACAACCGCGCCUGGACCCAGGCCUCUCUGCCAAUUCGCCACGGCGGUCUGGGUAUACGCCAAGUUGUCAGUGUCGCCCUCCCUGCGUUUUUGGCCUCGUUUCACAGCACACAAGAUCUCGCUGACAAGAUUUUUUGCUCAUCCUCUGCCAGCGAGCGUAUUACCACACUGAACGAGGCCAAAGACACAUGGUUGCAGUCUUGCCCGGGUAGCCCGCUUCCGAUUUCCCUUAAGUCGCAAAGGCAAUGGGACGAGCCGCUCUGCAAGGCAACGAUAACUCAACUUAUUGAAUCUGCCCAGAGUUCAGCAGAGCGCGCUCGUUUGUUGGCCGUCGCAGAACCGGAAGCGGGUUAUUGGCUCCGCGCAUUACCAUCAGCCAAAAUCGGAACCCUGCUGGACAAAACCACCCUAACCCUGGCUACCUCUUUGCGUCUGGGCACCAAAACAAAUGAGCCCCAUCGAUGCCGCUGCGGUGCUAUGGUGACCGAACUGGGCCACCACGGUUUAUCCUGUCCAAGAAGCGCAGGUCGCAUCUCCCGCCAUGCGUCCUUGAAUGAUGUCAUCAAGAGGGCGCUCGCCUCCGUUAGCGUGCCGGCUAUCCUUGAGCCGAACGGUAUCGCACGCGACGAUGGCAAGCGCCCCGAUGGGAUGACACUCAUUCCGUGGAUGCAAGGGAGGACGCUUGUGUGGGACGCCACCUGUGUUGACACGCUCGCGCCGUCCCACCUACAGGCGACCUCCGUCAAGGCGGGAGCUGCGGCCACAACGGCAGAACAAAAUAAGCGGCGCAAAUAUGCUGUCCUCGGCGAGGGCUAUAUAUUUGCGCCGUUCGGCGUCGAAACUCUAGGACCGUGGGGGCCCAGCGCGAAAUCUCUUUUUAAAGAGAUAUCCCAGCGCCUCGUGGAUGCCUCAGGUGACCAGAGAGCUGGCAGCUACUUCGGCCAGAGAUUAAGUCUGGCCAUCCAAAGAGGUAACGCUGCCAGCCUUCUGGGCACCACAACAUAUAGUGAAGACUUGGGGAGCAUUUUUUAUUUAUAA